UUAGGACAUUGCCAAUUCACCAAAAAUAUUAGGCCAUUACCACUACCUUACUUUCCCACAUAGAUUCAAUAUUACAGAGGAGGCCUUAUCUCUCUCUCUCUCUCUCUCUCUCUCUCUCCCAUCACAUACAAAUCCACUCACUGUCACCGCUCUUGGGUUCACGUUUUUACCAAUCGGCCUUUCACUCUUAUCUCUUUCUGUCCUUCUCUUUGUUAUAAAAUUAUAAAAAGCAUACAAGCUACCAUUACUAUAAAAAUAAAAGCCUCUCUCUCUUUCUCUCUCAACAUUCUCUUCCACUGUUUCUGCUUUCCUUUCCCAUGGCUUUCUCAUUCUUCUAGUAUAUGCGUGGUGUUGUGUCUAAUACGUACAUACAAGUUUUUUCUUUUUGUUUUUUCUUUUUCUAUAUUCAUAGCUUUUUUCCAAAGAGUGCGUGGGGUGUUUGGAAAAUGGCUUCUUCUUUUAGUCACUGCACCAGGAGGAGAAGUAGCAUAUUUUAUCUGCUGCUACUUGCUGUUCUUCUUGCUCAAAUUAGCACCAGUCUUUGUGCCAAGGUUUAUAUGGUGUAUAUGGGAAGCAAGACUGGCGAGGACCCAGAUGAGAUUCUGAAGCAAAACCAUCAAAUGCUUGCUUCUGUUCACAGAGGAAGCGUUGAGAAAGCAGAGGCUUCUCACGUUUACAGUUAUAGACAUGGUUUCAGAGGCUUUGCAGCAAAGUUAACAGACGAGCAAGCCUCCCAAAUCUCUAAGAUGCCUGGGGUUGUGUCGGUGUUCCCCAAUUUGAAAAGAAAUUUACACACCACCCAUUCGUGGAAUUUCAUGGGACUUUUGGGCGACGAGACCUUGGAGAUUUCGGGCUUUUCCACCAGGAACCAAGUAAACGUCGUCGUCGGCUUCAUUGAUACAGGAAUUUGGCCUGAAUCUCCAAGUUUCAGUGAUGAGAAUAUGCCUCCGGUACCAGCUAGAUGGAAGGGGAUUUGCCAAACAGGAGAAGCAUUCAAUGCUUCUACAUGCAACAAGAAAGUGAUUGGGGCUAGAUACUAUUUGCGUGGUUAUGAAGCUGAGGAGGAAGAUUCAGAAAACACUGUGUCAUUCAGAUCUCCAAGGGACAGCUCUGGUCAUGGCAGCCACACAACCUCAAUUGCUGCCGGCCGCUAUGUGACAAACAUGAAUUAUCAGGGACUGGCAGCUGGUGGAGCUAGAGGAGGUGCACCCAUGGCUAGGAUUGCUGUAUAUAAGACAUGUUGGAACUCGGGUUGCUAUGAUGUUGAUUUACUAGCUGCCUUUGACGAUGCAAUCAGAGAUGGGGUUCAUAUUUUGUCUCUCUCUCUGGGUCCCGAUGCUCCCCAGGGAGACUAUUUUAAUGAUGCUAUCUCUGUGGGGUCAUUCCACGCUGCUAGCCAUGGAAUUUUGGUGGUCGCUUCAGCUGGAAAUGAAGGAAACCCAAGUUCUGCCACAAAUCUUGCCCCGUGGAUGCUCACUGUAGCUGCUAGUUCCACUGAUAGGGAUUUCACUUCCGAUAUCAUGCUGGGAAAUGGUUUUAAUUUCACGGGUGAAAGUCUAAGUCUAAUGGAAAUGAAUGCCUCUGCAAGGAUCAUUUCUGCCGCGGAAGCUAAUGCAGGAUAUUUCACUCCUUAUCAAUCCAGUUACUGCUUAGAGAGUUCUUUGAAUCGCACCAAGGCCAGAGGGAAGGUUCUGGUCUGUCGACAUGCUGAAAGUUCAACAGAUUCAAAGCUGGAAAAGAGUGUCAUAGUAAAAGCAGCUGGUGGUGUUGGGAUGGUUCUUAUUGAUGAGGCAGACAAAGAUGUUGCCAUUCCCUUUGUGAUUCCUUCAGCUAUUGUUGGAACAAGGACAGGGAACCACAUUCUGUCAUACAUUAAUCGUACACGUAUACCAAAAUCUAGGAUUUUCGCUGCCAAGACCAUAUUGGGUUCGGAACCUGCACCCCGUGUUACGGCAUUUUCUUCAAGAGGGCCCAAUGCCUUGACACCGGAAAUUUUGAAGCCUGAUGUCACAGCUCCUGGAUUGAACAUACUUGCAGCUUGGUCCCCGGCAUUAAAAAAAAUGCACUACAACAUACUUUCUGGCACUUCAAUGGCUUGCCCACAUGUAACAGGAAUUGCAACCUUGAUCAAAGCAGUUCAUCCAUCAUGGUCUCCAUCUGCUAUCAAGUCUGCAAUCCUGACAACCGCUACUACUUUGGAUAAGCACCACAAACCCAUCACAGUGGAUCCAAAUGGGAAAAGGGGCAACCCAUUUGACUAUGGAUCAGGCUUCGUGAAUCCAAGAAGAGUCCUUGAUCCUGGCCUGGUCUAUGAUGCACAUCCAGCAGAUUAUAUAGCAUUCCUUUGUUCAAUCGGUUACGAUGAGAAGUCACUGCAUCUCAUCACAGGAAACAAUAGCACAUGUGAUGGGUCAUUAUUAACAGCUUCCAACCUGAACUAUCCUUCUAUUACAGUUCCAAACCUUAAAGACGAAGUCUCAGUUACUAGAACAGUGACAAAUUUUGGAAGAAGACAGAGCAUUUAUAAAGCUGUAGUAACUUCACCUGUUGGAAUCAAUGUAACUGUUGUCCCAGAUCGAUUAGUCUUUAACAGCUUUGGCCAGAAGAUAAACUUCAGAGUGAAUUUCAAAGUGGCUGCUCCAUCAAAGGGUAAGGGAUAUUCAUUUGGGUACUUGUCAUGGAGGAGUCAAAGAACAAGGGUUACCAGCCCUCUGGUCGUCCGAGUUGCACCAUCCAACUUUGGUUUGGUUAGAUAACCACACCCUAUACAGCUUUUGUAAUUCUUUUUACUAGUUUUUAGGAGCUUUAUGUUCGUUUACAGCUGGGAUGUGACUGCGGAAGGGGGCCCCUAAAAAGAAGGGCCCAAAACCACUUUUUAAUAUUUAUAUUAUAUACUUUAUAUUUUAUUUAUUAUAUAAAAUAAUUCUUUUCUUUAAUAA
Messenger RNA from Ziziphus jujuba (common jujube), 2939 nucleotides. Its product is annotated as subtilisin-like serine-protease S. The transcript has 11 exons. Lineage: Eukaryota; Viridiplantae; Streptophyta; Magnoliopsida; Rosales; Rhamnaceae. The coding region runs from base 342 to 2756 and encodes 804 amino acids. Gene Ontology annotation, molecular function: serine-type endopeptidase activity. The record is from RefSeq and is a predicted model, not a curated record. Gene Ontology annotation, biological process: proteolysis.